Symphalangus syndactylus (siamang) is the source of this 2315-nucleotide messenger RNA. It is a transcript of the gene MRPL1, whose product is annotated as mitochondrial ribosomal protein L1. Lineage: Eukaryota; Metazoa; Chordata; Mammalia; Primates; Hylobatidae. Gene Ontology annotation, molecular function: RNA binding; structural constituent of ribosome. Gene Ontology annotation, cellular component: mitochondrion; large ribosomal subunit. Gene Ontology annotation, biological process: translation. The record is from RefSeq and is a predicted model, not a curated record.
AAGCUCAGACUGGUGACAAGAACUGAUAUAUUGUGGUGAUGGCUGCACAACUCUUUGAGUAUACUAAAAACCAUUUAAUUGUACAAUUUAAAUUGGUAGAUUGUAUGCUAUGUAAAUUACAUCUCAAAACUGUUUAAAAGAAACAUAGCCUGAGGCGAAAUCUUUAAAAAGUUACCUAGGUGAUGUAGGGUACAGUACACACGAAGCACAGAAGAUGGAAUGAACCAAGUUAUGGAGGUGAGAAACGUGUGUGUGUGUGUGUGUGUGUGUGUGUGUGUGUGUGUGUGUGUGUGUGUUGUAGGGGAGGUAAGCUGGGAAGUGAUAAAAUCCGUAAUCAGAUUUGUUUUAGAUAAACCACACUGACAGCUGUGACGUAAUGGAAAGUAUACUCAUUGUUUUUUUUUUUUUUUCCGAUCAGAAUAAUUUGUGCGUGGGUCUUGGAGCUGCCAUUUUAAAACUAGAAAUGUUUUAUAAAUGUCAAGUAUUCUUAUUCAAUUGAUCCUAAUGGCAAGUCUACUCGCUUGCCAGCAGGGGGUAAAUGUAGAGAUUAAUGUAAGAUUUUAAAGCUAAGGUUGAUCUUGCGCUGAGAGAAAGUUCGACAAUUAACAAAGAAAGUUUGUCAGUGAGUUGGACACCUCCCUUGGGUAGCGGCGAAAACGCCUAGAGAAUUUUUUAAAUAAGUCUUUCCAAGGCCGGAAAAGUGGCGGAGGAAGCUAGUGGGCUUCAGGGUUCCUGUUUUUCAAGAUUUUACGUUGGGUAUUAAGUACUCUCACAGCCUGUUAAAAUUGUCGCUCUGAGUACACUUGCAGGAUCAAAAAAGAAAAAGUGUAAGAAGAAAGGAUUAAAAGAAUCACGGCAUCGCCAACAGGAUCGUAUUUUCCCGAAGGUGGUUAACCAGCCAUACCGGAACGACGAAACACAGGGUCCCGCGCAGCACGGAGGACUAACAGUAACACCGCCACGCCGGCAGCAAAGCUCAUUUUGGUCUCCGCCCCGUUCCUCUUGCUCCUUUUAACUCCUUCCCUCUUUGCGGAUUCUAGAACGGAACCCUUUUCUAAUUCUUCCCAGUAGAAACGUAGGAACAAUUUCGUGAACGCAAUCCGGAGUGCCCAACAUGGCGGCGGCCGUAAGGUGCAUGGGUAGAGCCUUGAUACAUCGUCAAAGGCAUAGCCUUUCCAAGAUGGUUUAUCAGACAUCACUUUGUUCUUGUGCUGUAAACAUUCAAGUGCCCAACAGACAUUUUGCUGCUGCUACAAAGUCUGCAAAGAAAACAAAAAAAGGUGCUAAAGAAAAAACACCAGAUGAGAAAAAAGAUGAAAUAGAAAAAAUAAAAGCAUAUCCCUAUAUGGAAGGUGAACCUGAGGAUGAUGUCUAUUUAAAACGCUUAUACCCGAGACAGAUAUAUGAGGUGGAGAAAGCUGUUCACUUACUUAAGAAAUUUCAAAUUCUCGACUUUACUAGUCCAAAGCAAAGUGUUUAUCUUGAUUUGACAUUGGAUAUGGCACUGGGAAAGAAGAAAAACGUGGAGCCAUUUACCAGUGUUCUUAGUUUGCCAUACCCAUUUGCUUCUGAAAUCAAUAAAGUUGCUGUAUUUACAGAGAAUGCAUCAGAGGUCAAAAUAGCAGAAGAAAAUGGAGCUGCAUUUGCAGGAGGCACUAGUCUGAUACAGAAGAUUUGGGAUGAUGAAAUUGUUGCAGACUUUUACGUAGCUGUUCCAGAAAUAAUGCCUGAACUUAAUCGAUUAAAGAAGAAACUGAAUAAAAGAUUUCCAAAGCUUUCUCGAAGCACCUUGAGUGAAGAGGUGGACCUUUUCCCUUCUCUGACACCUUCUUUUCACCCCAACAUGAUCUGUUUAACGGCACUGGUAAAACAUUUGUGUUCUUUAAACAUGAAGACAAACAAUCAACUUGUCAAAAAUGUUAAAUGGAAUAUAUCAGAUGUGCAUUAGAACAAGUGAAGCUUCUAUUAUGCAUUUUCAAAGCUCAUUCAGAUUCUUGUUUAAUAACAUUUGAUUCCCCCUAUAUCCAACAAAAGUCUUUAGUGUAAAAUAGAAAUUACAUUUUGAGCAAAUGGAGAAAAUUAAAAAACAAGCUCCUGCAGCUGAGCUCAUUAGUUUCCCAUUUCCAGUUUUACUAAUGGGAGUGGGCGUGUGUCCCUUUUGCAGCUUGUUUAAUGCUGCAGUUUUCUUCAUUUUAUUUUAAUUGCUUACAUAACUGUAGGCAAGUUCUUUAUUUUUGAAAUGCACGUUUGGCUUGUUUUCUCAAUAUUUCUUUUUUGUUUUAUUAAACAAAAUUAAAACCUGUUUUUUAAAAUUC